CCACAGCUUUGCUCAAUAAUUCUACUAAUGUUGUGUUCUAAAAAUCUGAAAAUUGAAUUCAGUUGAUAGUUACACUUUGGCCGUGUAGGACAUUCACAUAAAUCUUGAAAGAUUCGUAAACACACCGUAGGGCGCAAAAAUUUUUCCAAUAUUUUUAAAACUGCUGUUCCACAUCUGAUCGGUAUAAAUUUAGAACAGAACUACGCAGAGUUCACGCAGAGUUUGAAAUGUUUCGACGAUGUGUAACAUCACUGGUGCAAACCGCAGGAACUAACGCGCUUUCCGGAAGUGUGCCAAAUGUGACUUCACGUUUUCUAUUCAAACGUACGGUGCAUCUAGAAAAUAAUGGGAGACCACCAAAAAUUUUAAUAACCGGUGGCCUUGGGCAACUGGGUAUUGAAUGUGCAAAACUGCUCCGAUCACAAUAUGGCGACUCAAAUGUUAUACUCUCUGACAUAAUUAAACCCAGUCAAACAGUGAUUGAAAGUGGACCAUACAUUUUUGCAGAUAUAUUGGAUUUUAAGGGUUUGCAGAAAAUUGUUGUAGAUCAUCGUAUUGAUUGGCUCAUACACUUCUCUGCACUGCUAAGUGCUAUAGGUGAACAAAACGUUCCACUUGCGGUGAGAGUCAACAUUGAAGGCGUACAUAAUGUCAUUGAACUCGCCAAACAAUAUAACUUACGUAUCUUUGUUCCAAGUACUAUUGGAGCGUUUGGUCCAGAUAGUCCACGGAAUCCAACACCGAACGUCACGAUUCAACGGCCACGGACAAUUUAUGGCGUUUCAAAAGUUCAUGCCGAACUGAUCGGAGAGUAUUAUUAUCAUAAGUUUGGUUUAGAUUUUAGAUGUUUACGCUUUCCAGGCGUCAUUUCUAGUGACCCACCAGGUGGCGGCACAACUGAUUAUGCUGUUGCAAUUUUCCAUGAAGCUCUACGCACUGGGAAGUACACUUGCUAUUUGAAGCCUGAUACACGGCUGCCUAUGAUGUACAUUGAAGAUUGUCUAAGAGCUUUACUUGAAUUUAUGCGUGCGCCAUCGGAACAAUUAAAACGAAGAGUUUAUAAUGUAACUGCUAUGUCUUUUACGCCAGAGGAAUUGGUCGAAAAAUUAAGUAAAUAUGUGCCUAACUUGCACGUCACUUAUAAGCCGGAUAGCCGGCAAUCUAUCGCAGAUUCUUGGCCGCAAGUAUUUGACGAUUCGGACGCAAGACGUGAUUGGAAUUGGAAACAUAAAUAUGAUGUGGAUAAUUUGGUAGAGUUCAUGGUGAAGGAUGUACAAGAAAACUAUAUUAAUGUGGAGAAUGCCAUUUCGCGUGCCUCAGCCAAAAUUUAGAUAGAUAAUUUAUUAGCCAAUGAAGUUGCAUUUAUUUUUAAACACCAAAUUUAGUAUUUCUUAGAUUACCUUUAUCAUGUAUUACACAAAUGGUUUGAAUUAAUACAAAUUUUACAUU
Molecule: messenger RNA, 1449 nt
Organism: Teleopsis dalmanni
Lineage: Eukaryota; Metazoa; Arthropoda; Insecta; Diptera; Diopsidae
Gene: Tdh
Product: L-threonine 3-dehydrogenase, mitochondrial
Exons: 6
Coding region: 228-1331 (367 amino acids)
Biological process (GO): L-threonine catabolic process
Molecular function (GO): L-threonine 3-dehydrogenase activity
Source: RefSeq, a predicted model, not a curated record